GGUCUGUGGCACUGAAGUAAUUUUUUUAUCGAUCGCGAUUUUAUCCUAAUAAUGAAUUCGUUUUUAUAAAAUGUAACAUAUAAUUUCAAUUACAACUAAAUAGUGGUUUUAAUAAGUCUUUCAGCUUCAUCUUUCGGUAACCCAUAUCAAUCGUUGAGAAUGUCACCUCGUAAACAGCCAUCUACUUUGUUCAAAAUAUGCAUAAAAAACUGCAUUGAAUUGAUAAAUUCUGCUUGUUAUGUUAUUGAAAAAAGUUGCCCUGAAAAUAUGUUCCAUGAUUGUGAACGACAGGCCUUUGAGUUAAAGUAUUAUUUGAUGUCAAUGCUUCCUGUCAGAUUAUUUGACAUCCUCUGUUCGGAUAGAACAUGUUGCCAAUAUCGUGGUGACCCUCGAGUUCAACUGCAUGUGUUAACACAUCCUAAUAUGACUGUCUUCCGCAAAUGCGAUCUUGACAAUAGUAUACCACAAAGGUUCUGGAUAGAGACUCUUUCCAAUUUCAGUCGUUUAGUUGUCCUUGAUCUAAAGUUUAUUUGCACAGAUGAGAUUCUACAAGUCAUCGGUUUAAAUUGCCCCUUACUUGAAGAAAUCAAUAUAGUUUCUAGAGUCGACAUAAGUAAAUCUCUUUUCAAUGCUUCUGUAUUAAUCAGAAAUGUUUCUGAUAAUGGUCUUUGCUCAAUUGCCAGUUUAAAACAUUUAAGAAUACUGGCAAUGGAUCCACCUAGGAAUGAGAGGGUUAACCGUGUUGGUCGUUGCGUUUCCCAAGCAGGAAUUAUAAUGUUAGUGAGUGAGCUUCCAUAUUUAGAAGAAUUAAAAAUAGAAUCCUGUGAUAUUGGUUCGACUUUGAUCAGUACAGUCAUGGAUAUUGGCCCUUUAAGUCUCAGAAAAAUCAACUGCCAUUUUGCUUCAGCAGAAGGUAUCAGAAAACUAAUCAAAAUUUGCCCAUUUUUGAGAGAGUUAUCUGUAACACAUUUAUCUGAGCAUAAUAAAGAUGCAAUUUUGGAUCAAAUAUCAUUAAGUGAGUUAAGGUUAAAUAGGUUGGAUUUAUCUUUCUUCUCAUAUACAGAUUCUAUGCAACAACUUUUGACCAGUAAAGGGAGUUACUUGACACAUUUUUCCUUAUGGGAAAUUGAUCAUUCUCUUACUUUAGAAGCUGUUUUAUCCAUCGGCCACUGUUGUCCGAAUCUCAGUUCCUUAUGUCUUAUGACUCAAUCAAAGUGUCUAACAAUACCUAGGUAUUUCAAAAGACCAAAAUAUAUAUUUUCAGAGUUGAGAAGUCUAACUUUAGGAAACGAAAAUUUUAACAUUGACCAUAUAUUAACCUUUUUUCUAGAUUGUACUCAAAGUUUAGAAAAACUAGUGUUGAAGUAUCAAACAAAGACAAAUUUAGAUGAAACAUUGAUACAUUUAUUAGAAAAGGGAAGUUUCAGAAAUGUGAAUUAUUUAUGGUUGGAUUGUACACUUGAAGUGUCCAAAGAAGUGGUGAAACAAGUUGUUCAGACUUGUGAUAAAUUACAAAUGUUUACAGUGGACUUUACUGAAGAAAUGACAGAUGUACAUAAGUAUAUAAAUGAAAAUAAUUUGGAUUUGAAGUUGGGUGGUUACUAGCAUUUCGUUUAUCUAUUUAUUGUAAUAUAUUUAGUAAUAAAUAUUUUAUUAU
This is a messenger RNA of Diatraea saccharalis (sugarcane borer), 1657 nucleotides long. The record is from the annotation of a GenBank genome assembly. Lineage: Eukaryota; Metazoa; Arthropoda; Insecta; Lepidoptera; Crambidae.